UCUUUUAAUAUUAUAAUAGUAUUACUUAUUAGUUAUGAACUAAUCUAGUAUAUUAUUAUAUCUGUGGUGAAAUAAAUUAAAUUAAUAUUCUCGUUACUCAUAUAUUUCUAAUUAAUUUUUGUUUUAUAAUUAUUGUUUUUAAUCGCUCUUUAUAGUUUAUGCCUGGCUAUUUUAUGAGAUACGUUUGAAGUGUAUAGGCCAGAACAGUUUUAUUGUAAAAAAAUAUAUACUAGGAAUGGACGCAGAGGACAUUGAUGACCGUGAUCACUACUGGAAAGGGCUAACUUCAAAAUGUCUUAUAAAAUCUUCAACUCACCCUUUAGAAUACGCCAAACUUCUCAUUCAGAUUGGACAUGAACCAAUUCCGCCAAUGCUUUGCAAACCUCUCAUUGGCCAACCGUGUUUAGUACUGCCUAAUAUAUUUUCAUAUACCAAAUAUAUUUAUGAAGUUGAUGGAUUUAAAGGAAUGUAUGCUGGCUUAGCUCCAAAGUUAGUUGGUGUUUUUGUUGAACAUAGCUCAUCAUGGUUCAUGACUAAUUAUGUCAAGUUUGAAAAGAAAGAUACUUUAGAUCCUGAGGAUUCGGAUUUAAAAGGAUGGGAAAAAUGUUUAUUAAACACUACAAAAGAAUUGGUAUGUUCAACUACUAGUGUUUUAUUAAGCUAUCCAUUCCGUCUUAUUACCAUAAGAAUGAUGGCUCAGUUUGUUGGUUUCGAACAUCGUUAUACUGGAAUAUUCUCGUCGUUUGCUAUCAUUUAUCGUGAAGAAGGAAUUACAGGAUUUUAUUCUGGAUUGUGGCCUUCUCUAAUGUAUACCUUAAGCUAUGUAAUCAUUUCUAAUGUAGCAAAACAUGCUAUAACACGCUAUUUAUUCAACCCUUCGACAGUGUCAUUAACCAUUGCAGAUUUUGCUUCUUCGUACUGUGCAAAUUUUGUUGCAUAUCCAUUCAACGUAGUCAGCUCUUGUAUUGCUAUCAAUAACUGCGGCUUAGCGGCCGGAAUGCCUCCAGAAAUGCCAGUGUUCGGAAAUUGGGUCGAGUGUAUGAAAUAUCUGUAUGGAAUUGAUCAACUAGGCCGCGGUGCCUCAUAUUUUUAUAGACGCCAUGUAACACCUGCAAGAUCAAAACUUAUUAAAUUGAACUGAUUUAAUUGCCAAGUGCUUAGUCAUGGUUGUUUGUGUUGUAACAAAACAACAUUAAUGUUACAAUGUACAUUUUAGAAAACAAGUUAUACAUUAUAAUACUUUUAUAAAGCAACUCCUUUAAUACUAAUUUUUUUUUUUUUGUUAAUAAAAUUUAUCGAUUUAAACAUUAUUUAUGUCAUUGCUUUUAUUUAUAAACUGUGUUAAACAUAUUUUCUACAUUUAUGGUUAAAACACAUUGAAUGUAAAUUAUCGCUAGUAGACAAAAUCAAGUAUGGACUCGAGCCCAUCCACGAGGAAUACUACUGUAUCAGUUCUUGUAAUUAUUUGUUUAUUAAACACCAUAAUGUAGCAAAACUGUGCCUACAGUUCCUAGUGCCUACUGUCUUGGUGCAGGAAAGGAGUCCUGUGCUUAAAAGAAUGUCUCAACUCGCUUGUCUAUUUAAAAAUAGUUACGCCAUACAUAUUCUUCUAGUCCCAUCACACUCGAAUAAAUUUAAAUUAGUAUAUUAAAUAUUAUAAUGUAGUGAUGGGAAUUCGUAUUUUGCUAUAGAACUACUAUGGAAAAUUUUAUAUCUUUAAUGUUUAAACUAUAUUAUGUUGUAAUUUUACAAACAAGUUUAUCAAUAGAUGAAUGAUAAUUAAUUGUUUAAUAGUAGGUAGUAGGUGUUUUUAUGGCAUCGUUGUUGUUAACUUAAUAUAUAUAUUUAAAACUAGGUACAUGUUUCUCUCUGUUAUGACAAACUUUUUUUUGUUUUCAGGCAAUUUGUAUAAAAUGAGUGAACUGUAGUAAUAUUGUGUAUUUUUAUUUUUAUUUUUUGUUAGGUAAACUAUGCAUACAGCAUCAGCAAACAAUAGUUUUUGUUGU
This is a messenger RNA of Adelges cooleyi (spruce gall adelgid), 2006 nucleotides long. RefSeq names its product mitochondrial carrier homolog 1-like. The coding region runs from base 236 to 1141 and encodes 301 amino acids. NCBI's taxonomy places the organism in Eukaryota, Metazoa, Arthropoda, Insecta, Hemiptera, Adelgidae. The record is from RefSeq and is a predicted model, not a curated record. The transcript has 7 exons.